Molecule: messenger RNA, 3639 nt
Organism: Xenopus laevis (African clawed frog)
Lineage: Eukaryota; Metazoa; Chordata; Amphibia; Anura; Pipidae
Gene: pced1a.S
Product: PC-esterase domain containing 1A S homeolog
Exons: 10
Coding region: 901-2130 (409 amino acids)
Source: RefSeq, a predicted model, not a curated record
GGGCGAUUCUCCUCUCAGGGCAGGCGUUUGCGCUUUCUUUAUCAAAUUGCUGUUUGACCAUAUUUUGGGUGGAAUGUAUAUUUGAAUCUCUGUGUUUUUCUGGCAUGUUUUGGCCUUGACUUAUGUAUGUGAUUUACUUCUUUUUAAAUCUAUGACUAUUCAAAUACCACUUGGUCUAUUUAUUUGGAGCACUGCAGGCCCUUCUUGCUAAUCUAAACUCCCAACUUCAACACAAGUCCCACUGCAUGCUGGGUAUUGUAGUCUUACACAGUCGCCAAAUUGUUCCACAAAAACCACAUUACCCAACAUGCAUUGGGACAGUACAGACUCAGCACAUUAGGGGAAGUAAAGUACAAACCAGCCAAAGGCCCAAAAACAAGCACAAUCCGCACCUUGGCUACUUUGUACUUUCAAAACCCGCCUUGCACCUAAAUCAGUAGCCCAAUUUGGCUGGAAAACCACCAACCUGAAUGUCUGAGGAAAAAGAGGCGGGGCUAGGCAGAGUAUAGUGGGCUGGGCCAAGAGAUCUAUUGGUGGGGGCGUGGUGCGUGGACAAAAGACUGGAUGUUUAUGGGCGGGUACGUAGCACAUGAGUUUAGGAGGUUUGGCUUAGGGUUGAUCGACGGGAGAAAAGGCGGAGCAAGCUGAGUGGCUGAGAUUCGUGAGAGGCGGUGACAUGAGCCAAUGUGCAUGAGACGUUACAUGUUGUAGGCGGGGAGUAAGAGUCAAAUAUAAAAGUUAUAGCUCCCCGCUUCAUGUAGGACAGUAGGAGCGGUAUGUUUAAUAUCUGCAGCUGGUGCUGCGGUCGGACACAGUGCAGGAGACGGGCUCGCUGAGAAGUGUCUAAUGGCGUCCUCUUGGAUAACGCGCUGUGUGUAAUGGUGAGACCGUGGGAGAGUCAUGGGCCAGUUCAGCACAGAACAUGCUCAGCAGCUGCUCCACAAUAAGUUUGUGGUUAUCCUGGGGGACUCCAUUCAGAGAUCUGUUUAUAAAGACCUUGUCAAGUUCCUUCAGGAAGGAAACUGUUUGACCGAGCUUCAGUUAAGAUGCAAGGGGGAGAAGACUUUUCUAAAGGAUACGUUGGUGGAGGGUGGAGUUCUGGAGGAGAUGCACAAUGGUGAGACUUACAGAGAAGUGCGUCAGUAUUGCAGUGACCAUCAUCUCGUGCGCUUCUACUUCCUGACCCGCGUUUACUCGGACUACAUGGAGAGCAUCUUGUCUGACUUUAAAUCUGACCACCAACCAGACGUGCUCAUUAUUAACUCCUGCAUCUGGGAUGUUAACAGAUACAAUGAUAUAGAACUUACACAGUACAGAUCCAACCUGGAGACGCUGUUUAGUCGCCUACGUGAGGUUCUCAGUCCUGACUGUCUUAUCCUAUGGAAUACGAGCAUGCCUGUGGGCUUCCGUGACACUGAGAUGCCAGAGUUAGUCAAGCACAACCUCCGAUGGGAUGUGAUCGAUGGCAACUUUUACAGUUCCACCAUUGCCCACCUGUACGACAUAGACGUGCUGGACAUGCACUACCAUUUCCGCCUAGAGCUGCCCAACCGCUGCAAGGAUGCCGUGCAUUGGAACCAGCUAGCCCAUCGCAAGUGCACACACAUUCUGCUCUCCCACAUUGCAAAGGCGUGGGGAGUACAAUUGCCACAAGUGCCACAAGAGAAGUUGCCAUUGAUUGGAUCGUACUGUCCUGGAUACACCAGCUUUGAUGAGCCGUCUCCGCACAUUAGAGGAGAAUUUUCCUUUCUGCCUGGUCAGCCUUUGAUGGUUGUUAAUGGGAUGCCGGGAUUCGCUCCCUUCCAUGGGAAUUACCCAAAAGCACCAGAAAUGUCGUUUGUUACGGAUACUCCAUUCAUGGUGGACAACUUCACCCCUGGAUACAUCAGCUUUGAUGGACCUAAAAUGAAAGCAGCCCCUCCAAGAGGUCCCUAUCCGUUCCAUGGCAUGAACAUUAUGAUGAACUUUGCUCCCCACCCGCCAUUCCCACCUAUGAACUUUGGUUACUUUCCCGACCAUAAGAAAUUGAACGAUCACAACAGCCUUCCAAUGAGGAGGCCCAUUAAGCAGCGGGAUGGACAGAUUCACCCCUAUCACAUACUUGCACCCCUUCUUUCUAGGAUCUACUAAUCGGAAGCAACUACUGAACAACUUACCACUUCUUGGCAACAGAAGAAGGGUUUUUUAUUUGUUUUUGUGUUUUUUUGUGUGUAUGUGUGUAUAUCUAUAUAUAUAUAUAUAUAUUCGCAAGAACAGCGACACUCACAGGAGUGUCGCUGUUCUUGCGAAUAUCUAUUAUCUUUUUGCUGGCACCCAGGCUGUUACGGAGUCAACGGUGUGCACCUUUGGACUUGGUGUAUAUAUAUAUAUAUAUAUAUAUAUAUAUAUAUAUAUAUAUAUACACACAUACACAAUAUAUAUAUUGGGGGGUGGCAUUUUCUCCCUAUUGUAGCUUUUUUGGAUCUAUUUUAUGAACAGAGCCAAAGAUGAAGUUAUUUCUUGUUAGGGCUGUCCCCCAAUAAAUGUUGUACAUGAGGCCAGGGUUUGUGACACCUCAGCCUUCUUAAUACCAAAGUAUUCACAUUCACACAAGUGAGAGUCAGCCUUGUUGUACAGUAUUGCUCACUGAGUUUUUUUUUAUUUGUUUUUUUCAUUGUGACAAUUUUUUCACUUUUGAAUGUUAAAGGGCAAGUCCCAAGCACCAUAAAGCCAGGGUUUUGCACUUACCCUCUGUUCCUUGUUCAGCUGUUUUUACCCGUAUGAAGGUUUUCACUGCUGCGGGAAUCAGUAGAGGAAUUUCUGUCCAUUUCCAUUGAGCUUGGGGUGCAGCUGGUGCAAAAGGAGCUAAAGUUUAUGGGAUCAGGGAUGUGUUUUUGUGCAUCUUUCUGCCACUGGAGAAGCAGCCUUUUUGAUUCUGACUCGUUCAUUGGUUGUUCUGCUGCUAAGGGUAAGACCAAUCUCCCCAAACGCCUUCCCGGACUCUCGCCGACUUUGGAAAACGAAUCGCCGCGUGUGAUUAACACCAAAGUUUUUUCAUUUUAGGCCGGCGCAGAGUCAGGGAAGGCGUUUGGGGAGAUUGGUCGCCGCAAAAACGAGGCGAUUAGUCGCCAGGCGACCAAAUCUCCCCAAAACGCUCAGUGUGGCCUGACCCUUAAUGUCCAGAUGCUGCUAAAUUCAUAUAGAGGAGCAGGAGUGUGUCACUUAUUUUUGGUUAUUGUUGCUGCCUUAUGUCUCGUAUGAAGAAGACUUUCUCUAGUUCCCCCAGCCAGAUGGGGUGUUUAUUUUUGUACCUAUGCUGUGUCUGAUACAGUUUAUUACACAUACAGUAUCUCCGCCUUGUACAGAACAUGAUAUUCCUUAUGAUGGAGUACGGAGCUGUGCCAAACCAGCCGCCCGUGUGCCGAUAACUAGGAGAAGCCAUUUUUUAUAUACAGUUUGUGGGUCGUACAGUUACUGAGUGAGUACGAUGGGUUUUUCAGGAGAAAAAGUUUAAACUGUGAAGUUGCACUUUAGUGUGAAUAUAUGUCCCAACUCUUUUGUUGGAUUUUUCCCCCCUUGUCACUAAACUAUAUUUGUCAGUUUUUGUUCGUGAUUUUUUAAUGGUUUCUCCUUUUGUUGUAAAUAAAGUUGUUAAAAAUA